GCAGCAUCGACAAUGGCGGCCUCGCGACAAUGUAGACGCUCGUCGAGAGCUCUCUUGCACUCCUUCACCGGUGCUCCUCGCGAGAUCACGGUUCCAAUCUUUCUUGCGCCCGCAUUCGCAGCACGAUCACAAGCACCACCAUCACCUCCUUCACGCCUGCAGUCGUCCCGCUUCUCGACGUCGGCAAGAUGCGCAUCCAAGAUUGGCAGAUCGCCGCUCACGCUGCCACCCGAAGUCGAAUUCACAGUCACAGAAGCGCUGCCACAGUCUAAGAAGUCUCGCGCCAGUCGCAACGUCCAAGGCGCCACAGUCGAUAUCGAAGGUCCCAGAGGAAAGAUGAGCAUGUCUAUCCCGCCGUAUAUGCAGAUUCUCUCCGACGACGAAACUCGAACACAUACACUGCGGAUCGAAGAUACAGAGGAUAAGAAGCAGAAAGCCAUGUGGGGCACCGUUCGAGCAUACCUGCAGAAUCACAUACUCGGUGUUAGUGAGGGCCAUGUUGCGAUACUGCGGCUGGUUGGCGUAGGCUACCGAGCUACAGUAGAGAAGGAUGCUCUGACAAAAGAACCUGAGUACCCAGGCCAGGAGUUCGUAUCACUCAAGGUUGGAUAUUCACAUCCUAUCGAGCUUGGCGUACCAAAAGGUGUCAAGGCGAGCACACCGCAGCCAACUCGAAUACUGCUCGAAGGAUGUGAAAAAGAGGUGGUCAUGCAAUUUGCGGCCGAGAUCAGAGCUUGGAGGAAGCCAGAACCUUACAAGGGAAAGGGGAUUUUCGUGAACGACGAGACAAUCAAAUUGAAGGCCAAGAAGAUCAAGUAGACUCUUUAAUGACCAAGAAAGAAUUUGGAAGGCCUGAAUGAAGCAAUCUGCUGCGCGCUGGACCCGGUGACGCUUUCGAAAAGGCACAUAGAUGUACCGCAAGAGCGCUGUAAUGCAUGAUAUGCGAUGUGGGCCUG
This is a messenger RNA of Pseudocercospora fijiensis CIRAD86, 956 nucleotides long. RefSeq lists its product as uncharacterized. Gene Ontology annotation, molecular function: structural constituent of ribosome; rRNA binding. The transcript has 2 exons. Gene Ontology annotation, biological process: translation. Bases 13 to 819 code for a protein of 268 amino acids. Gene Ontology annotation, cellular component: ribosome; mitochondrial large ribosomal subunit. The record is from RefSeq and is a predicted model, not a curated record. Lineage: Eukaryota; Fungi; Ascomycota; Dothideomycetes; Mycosphaerellales; Mycosphaerellaceae.